CGAGGCGCCGGCCGCGACGGGCUCCGGAGCCGCCAGCAUGGACGGGCCCCCCGAGGACGGAGCCGCCAGCAUGGACGGGCCCCCCGAGGACGACGUGGUUCUGUUGGCGGAUGAGAAAUUUGACUUCGACCUCUCGCUGUCGUCCUCGAGCGCCAACGAAGACGACGAGGUCUUUUUCGGACCGGUCGGGCACAAGGAGAGAUGCGUGGCUGCCAGCUUGGAGCUGAACCACCCCGUUCCCGAGGAGCCGCUCCUGCCGGCCUCGGACGGCCGCGUCGCCUGGAGCCCCCUCGCGGGGGAGAAGUUCGUGGAGGUGUACACGGAGGCGCGCCUGCUGGCCCUGCAGAUAGAGACCAGCAGCAGGGCCCAGGCUGCCCGGCCCGAGGCCCCGAGCGGCCAGGGCGCCGAGCACUUCAUCCAGGAGGCCCAGUCAAAAAUAAGCCUCUUUGAGAGAGAAAACUGGGCGAAGAAAAGCCCCCAGUCGCUUAAAAGGGAGACUUACUGCCUGCCAGACGCCCCGCUGCGGGGCCCGCCGCCCUCAGCGGCCCAGCGCCCCGUGGGACUCCCCCCGACGCGGGGGCCCCCACAGCUUUCCCGUCCCCUGCUCCUGGGUCCGAGAACCGCGCGCCCUCCCGAGCAGGCCGGGCCUCAGAAGAAGGCUGCCAGCAAGUUGCUGCCACCGCGCGCGGCCGGAGCCCGAGGGGACCCCUGGGCCUGGCGGCAGGAAAGGCUCCUGCCCUCUGAGCCGCUUGGGGAACCGCGCUCAGUGGGUUGGCGGCAGCAAGUGGCGUUUCUAGAACGAGGUGACGUGGCUCUUGUGCGGGAGGCGUGGGGUGUGGCUGGAGGUGGUGGCUCGGGCCACCCGUUCUGGGCCGUUCUUUUCCUGGCCCCAGGCGACAUCUGGUGCUGGGGAGCUUGGGGAGCUGCUGGGUGGGCUUGGCUCCGGGACGGGCAGGGUGAGGGCAGCCAGGGGGCUCUGUCCUGCACCCCGUGUUGGUGUUGGCCUGGGCCUCUGCUGGGCCCGGUGACUCGAGGGGAACAGAGUCCCCCUCGGCCUGGGGCUGGCGAGGGUGGGCGCCAGCGCUUGUGCUUCCCGGGAGCCUUAGCCUGUCCCGUCUCAGGCCACCUGGUCCUCACGCAGCGAACGAAACCUUUCCAGCCCGCGAGAGAGAUGCCAGCCAGUCCUUCCCGGGGGAAGCUCCCAGGUGAAAAGGAACCCCAGGGGGACGUGCCCUCGGUCCCGUCCAGCGUUGCCGGGGACAUCACUGGCCUGCCAGCUGGUGACAGCCACGCGGCGCCGGGCAAGCGCUCGCUCCCUGUUCCGCACAAGCUGGGGCUGAGGAGGACGCUGCUCAGAGCCCCCGGCGGCGCGGGCAGCCUGGCCAGGAGGCCCUCUUCCCUGGGGUCUGCUCCCCGCAAGGCUGCGGGCGCGGCUCUGGCACCAGGCCCAGCCAAACCAGGUGGCCGGCCCGGUGCUCCCACAGACGGCCCCCCGCCGCCUCCUGACCCCGGCCGGCCGGGCAGCAGCACCGCUGCCCUGCCCCGGACUCCUGCGCAUGGGGGCCCAGGGCCGCGCGCGCGCCCCAGUCUGACCCAGUCUUCCCAGCCGAGUGGGACGGGCGGCGCGAGAAGGCGAGGCUCCUCUCUGGGCCCCAAGCCGGAGGGGGCGCCUGCUCCUGCCAAUCCAUUUAAAAUCCCCAAGUUUUCUGCCGGUGAGCCCCCCGACAGCACCACGCCACAGCCCCUGUGGGCGCAGAGGCCGCAGUCCUGCACGUCUGCGGGGAGGCCUGCCCUGCAUAGCACCCCUGCCAGGUGCUUGUCUACACCAGCCACGCAGAGCUGCUCGCAUGGAGCCAGGACCCCGGCCAGCAUCAGGCGCCUGUCAGCCUUGCCCACGCCGGCUGGCCGCCGGCUCUCCAGCCUCCCCCUGGCAACCCCCCGAACCAUGCCCCGGGCUCUGGCCUCCCCGCUGUGUGUUACUGCUCGGCAACUAUCUCCUGAACCCCAGGAAAAGCCCUUGGUGAGAGCUGCACCUUUGGGGGAGAGUGGAGACCAGGCUGCUCCUGGGCGCCCCGACACGUCCCCCGACAGCAGCUUUUCUCCGCCGUCCGCUGUGCCGCAGGCACUUAACUUUUCUCCAGAGAAGAAUGAUUUUCCUUUUUCACCGAGUGUCCCCACACAAGUAGCCCCGGAUGAAACGCGGCCACUGUCAGACACAUCCCCGCGAGAGGCCAUUCUUGUGGAUAUCAGGCUAGAUGAACUUAUGAUCACCCCCAAAGUGGAGAGCACACCCCUCAUUGACCUUCCCCUCAUUGACUUUGGUAACACUCCUGAAGCAAACGCGGCUUUGGGCCUGGAGAGUCGACCUCUGAUCGACCUUCUGGUCAACACCCCGGACCUCAGCAGGGGUGCCCCGCCCAAGCCCAUCCACGAGGUGGUGCAGCUGAUAGACCUGACGUCCCCGCUUAUCCAGCUGAGCCCCGAGGCUGACAAAGAAAACGUGGACUCGCCGCUCCUCAAGUUCUAAGCAGACCAAGCCCUCUGCCUUCAGUCUUUGUUAAAAACAGCUCUGCGGGGGUUUCAGCCUCUGGGGUACACUUCGGGAAAACUAUUGGAAAAGGGAAGCGAGAGGCGGACCGGGUGGGUGCUGGGGCGGGCCUGGAGGCGGUGCCCUGCGCGCGGGGCUUCUCCCCAGGUGCGUCUUGGUCUUUGCUUUGCGUCUUUUACCGGUGAAGCAGCGAGUGGCUUUAAAAAUAAGUUUGUAUGAAAGGUUAAAUAUUCUUGAUUUAAAUUAAAUUGUAAAAUAAACGUGUUGAAAGUUAUUUUUACCGCUA
Messenger RNA from Talpa occidentalis (Iberian mole), 2834 nucleotides. It is a transcript of the gene GTSE1, whose product is annotated as G2 and S-phase expressed 1. The record is from RefSeq and is a predicted model, not a curated record. Gene Ontology annotation, molecular function: microtubule binding. Lineage: Eukaryota; Metazoa; Chordata; Mammalia; Eulipotyphla; Talpidae. The coding region runs from base 38 to 2527 and encodes 829 amino acids. The transcript has 12 exons. Gene Ontology annotation, cellular component: microtubule cytoskeleton; cytoplasmic microtubule.